CAAAUCUGGAUUUUUUUUCCCAGAACUCUGGGACCUUCGUCAGAACUUCGCAACAGUAACAGCAGCAUCACAACAAACAGCAGUCGGCAAACCAGCCAUGCUCACCUGCUCGCUCAUUCACUCAACAUCAGAGAGCCACCAACAAACGCCACUACGCCUCACCUCAGAAGUGCCAUGAUCCCACCCUUUCUUAUUGGAAUUUUCACCCUCGUCAUCAUCCUCACCCUGUCACUUUACUAUCGCCCUUUCACUUUCCCUUCCUCAACCCAGAGAACCCCAUCACCACCACCUCCCCACAACUCCAACACCACCAGAAAAACCCAACAACCCGAACAACUACCACUGUCCCUGAAGAACCAGAACCAGAACCAGAACCAGAGAAAGAGCUCGAACCUCCCAAAAUGACCCGCAAGAAGAAAUCCAAAGCCCACAAGCUCAACCUCCAGCGCGGUUUUCCCCCCAAGAGACCAGCACCGCCGCAAUCGCUCCCCCCACGACCACCAGGCCCGAUCCCGUCCAUCGAAACGCCCACCGGUCUGGCACUGGCUCGAUCUCUGGUUCCAGCUCCAGCUCCAGCUCCCGCCACACCGG
Messenger RNA from Aspergillus japonicus CBS 114.51, 591 nucleotides. RefSeq lists its product as uncharacterized. The record is from RefSeq and is a predicted model, not a curated record. The transcript has a single exon. NCBI's taxonomy places the organism in Eukaryota, Fungi, Ascomycota, Eurotiomycetes, Eurotiales, Aspergillaceae. Bases 175 to 405 code for a protein of 76 amino acids.